CUUCUACGGAAGCAGCCGCGGCCGCCAUUGUGCGGCGCUAGUCCACUCAAAGGGUGUCAGCUGCGGCCCGCGCUUUGGGCUGUCGUCGUAGCUUCUUGGUCGUCUGUCCGCGGAGCCCGGCGGGACCGGGACUCCCGUCCGUGCCGGUGCGGGCGCCGGCAUGUGGCUAUGGGAGGAACAGGGGGGCCUCAUGGGCCCCUUCUCCUUCCUGAUGAUGAUGCUGCUGCUGGUGACGCGCAGUCCCUUCAAUGCCUGCCUCUUCACCGGCAGCCUCUACCUCCUGCUGCGCCUCUUCAGCUUUGAGCCGGUGCCCUCCCGCAGGGCCAUGCAGGUGCUCAAGCCCCGGGACCGCGUCUCCGCCAUCGCCCACCGCGGCGGCAGCCACGACGCGCCCGAGAACACGCUAGCGGCCAUUCGGCAGGCAGCUAAGAAUGGAGCGACAGGCGUGGAGUUGGACCUUGAGUUUACUUCUGAUGGGAUUCCUGUCUUAAUGCAUGAUAGCACAGUAGAUAGGACAACUGAUGGCACCGGUCGAUUGUGUGAUUUGACAUUUGAACAAAUUAGGAAGCUUAAUCCUGCAGCAAAUCACAGAUUAAGGAAUGAUUUCCCUGAUGAAAAGAUUCCUACCCUGAGCGAAGCUGUUGCAGAGUGCCUAAAUCGUAACCUCACAAUCUUCUUUGAUGUCAAAGGCCAUGCAAAUAUGGCUACUGAUGCUCUAAAGAAAGUAUAUAUGGAGUUUCCUCAACUAUACAAUAAUAGUAUUGUCUGCUCUUUCUUGCCAGAAGUUAUCUAUAAGAUGAGACAAGCAGAUCAGAAUGUAGUAACAGCUUUAAUUCACAGACCUUGGAGCCUUAGCCAUACAGGAGAUGGGAAACCACGCUUUGAUACUUUGUGGAAACAGUCCAUGUUUGUGGCAUUGGACAUUUUGCUCGAUUGGAGUAUGCAUAAUAUCUUGUGGUACUUGUGUGGAAUUUCAGCUUUCCUCAUACAAAAGGAUUUUGUAUCUCCGGACUACUUGAAGAAGUGGUCAGCUAAAGGCAUUCAGGUUGUUGCUUGGACUGUUAAUACUUUUGAUGAAAAAAGUUACUAUGAAUCCCAUCUUGGUUCCAGCUAUAUCACGGACAGCAUGUUGGAAGACUGCACACCUCACUUCUAGACUUUUCCCCCAGGGAGGAAACACAGCAGAACAGAGAUUCAGUGAAUGGAACAGAUAUCUAAACUGCAUGACUGCCAUGCCACGUUAUGACUAGAGUGACAAGAGGAAGAGAAAGGGACCAAAGAAAACAUCUGAGGACUGAAUUCCCCCUUUGGCUUACCUGCAGAGGCUAUACAGCGACUGACAGGGAAGAAAUUCUCUCGGGGGCAGCACAGAGUUCACAACAUCCCUUCUGUGGUGUGAAGACCUUUUGAGAGCCAGAAGUUCUCUGUCUCUUGACCUUUGUCCCAAAUCCGUACUGCACUUGACUCAGCCAGGCCCAAUUAAGGAUUGAGAUCCUAUGCUAAGGUGGUCGUGGGCCUUGAAGAAUGGAGAAUUCAGAUGAAGAAAGAAGGUGUUAAUUACUUACUUGGAAGGUUUGGUAAAGGGGUUAAAAACAGGAUUUUUUUUUUUUUUGGCUGCAUUGGGUCGUCUUUGCUGCGCGCGGGCUUUCUCUAGUUGUGGUGAGCUGGGGCUACUUGGCUACUCUUCAUUGCAGUGCGCAGGCUUCUCAUUGUGGCGGCUUCUCUUGUUGUGGAGCACGGAUUUCAGUAGUUGCAGCACACAGGCUCAGUAGUUGUGGCUCGCGGGCUCUAGAGUGCAGGCUCAGUAGUUGUGGCACACG
Molecule: messenger RNA, 1820 nt
Organism: Mesoplodon densirostris (Blainville's beaked whale)
Lineage: Eukaryota; Metazoa; Chordata; Mammalia; Artiodactyla; Ziphiidae
Gene: GDE1
Product: glycerophosphodiester phosphodiesterase 1
Exons: 7
Coding region: 161-1156 (331 amino acids)
Biological process (GO): lipid metabolic process
Molecular function (GO): phosphoric diester hydrolase activity
Source: RefSeq, a predicted model, not a curated record